AUAAAUUUGCACUUUUCUUUUUCAGAAUAAUUUUCAAAAUCAUUAUGUGUAUAAUAUGUAAUUUCCUUCAUUCUUUCUCCAUGUAGGUUUUUUAUAAAUCAUAUUACUAAUAUUUAAAAAUCAUGCCAAGUUUCUUUAAGAAAGUACAAAAUUUUAAAUUGACAAAAUGGUCUACAGAGACGUUAAGACUAAUUAUUUGAUAAGACUAUGCAACUGACAGUGAACGAUUAACCAAAAAAAAUGCAGGAGCUAGAAGAUCUUAUUAGUUUAGGCGUCAAUGUCGUACUCCCGAUUUUCUUCACCGUUUCGAAAAUCAUCUGCAUGAACAACGCGUUCUACUGGCUGCAGGUGAAAUCGGACUUUUAUAAAAUCAGGAGAUACGUGGAACAAUCGUGCCGGCAGCUUUCCGAGGCCAAAUUCAGGGCGGGGAAGAAGGCCGUGCUGGCCGGCAAAGAAGUCACGAGCAGGUUGAACGUCGAGGACUGCAUGGGGAUGCUAUUCGAUUCUGCAAGGGGGGCCGCCGUUGCCAUGUCGCCCCCGGACGAGGACAUUGAGUUCGUCACGUACCUGUCAGUCGUAGUCGCGGCUCACAUGAUCAACACUUGCUCCAGCCUCAGCCAAAGUGCCGAUCUCCAGCCGGACCUGGAGUACGAGAUGGUCCACACUAUGGAAGCGUGCGCUGGCGUUCUUAAAACAAUCAUAUUCUUAGACGAGAUGAUCGCUCUGCAAAUGGCCAUUGUCUACCAACUUAUUCUAAUUUUCAUUUUGUAAAUUUCGUCGAAAAUGAAAUCGGAGUAACAAAAUCUAUCGCUUGACAUCCAUUCAUCGAUCAAAUGACAUUAAAUUUAUAAUUCGCCGUGGGAAAAUCACUUUUUUUAACGAACCACUAAUAAAAUGUGUUAAUAUAUUCA
Messenger RNA from Cimex lectularius (bed bug), 911 nucleotides. RefSeq lists its product as uncharacterized. The transcript has 2 exons. NCBI's taxonomy places the organism in Eukaryota, Metazoa, Arthropoda, Insecta, Hemiptera, Cimicidae. The record is from RefSeq and is a predicted model, not a curated record. The coding region runs from base 241 to 771 and encodes 176 amino acids.